UUUCCUUAAAAGGAGAGUAGAAUAUUUAUAAUCGAACAAUUAACGAUAAUGAUAAACAGAUUAUUAUAUUAUAUAUCUGAUAAGGGACAACACUCGUUCACUUGGCACCGGGUCCUUGGAGGAAAUUCAACGCCACGUCACUAUUAUUAAUACAAAGUGAUUGUGCAAAGGAACUGAAUAAUGACGGACCAAAUUACAGUGAAUGUGGUGGAGAAUUCCGUUGAUAAUGCGCCCGCGCCGAUUCAGGUCGUGGAGAACAGCGGAGGAUCUUUGGCCCCGCCUCGAGAGCUGCACCGGCCGUACUCAGUGCAAGGCGACAUGGAGCACGCUCUGCAGCACCGCGAGCGGGUGGGCGUGCAGGACUUUGUGCUGCUUGAAGACUACCGCUCGGAAGCGGCCUUCAUUGAUAACCUGAAGAAGCGGUUCCAUGAAAAUAUAAUUUAUACAUACAUCGGCAACGUGUUGAUAUCUGUUAACCCGUACAAGAACCUUCCCAUCUAUACGGAAGAGAAGACUAAACUCUACUACAAGAAGGCGUUCUUCGAAGCCCCACCACAUGUCUUCGCUAUCGCCGACAACGCUUAUCGGUCUUUGGUUUACGAACACAGGGAGCAGUGCAUAUUGAUCUCAGGUGAAUCCGGAUCGGGGAAGACUGAGGCGUCCAAAAAGGUCUUAGAGUACAUCGCGGCUAGAACCAACCACCUCCACAAUGUGGAGACAGUCAAAGACAAACUAUUGCAGAGCAAUCCCUUACUGGAAGCAUUCGGAAACGCCAAAACUCACAAAAACGACAAUUCCAGUCGUUUUGGCAAGUACAUGGACAUACAGUUCAACUACGAGGGCGCUCCGGAAGGGGGUCAUAUUCUUAAUUACCUUCUAGAGAAGUCUAGAGUGGUCAGCCAGAUGUCUGGAGAGAGGAACUUCCAUAUCUUCUAUCAGUUGCUCGCUGGGGCGGACCCUGAGUUGCUUAAUCAGUUGAGGCUUCAGAAUAAGCCGGAGAACUAUAAAUAUACUACUGACACGAAUCCACAAAUCAGUCAGUUAAAGUAUGAUGCGGAACAAUUCCGGAUCGUCCAAGGAGCUAUGAAGAUUAUAGAGAUCGGCGCCGAGGAACAAAGAGCUAUCUUCGAGAUAGUGGCGUCGGUUCUUCACUUGGGGAAUGUCAAAUUUAACACGAGCGAGAAGGGGCACGCUGAGAUACUGCACCAUGACGCGCAUAGCAGCAGUGUUGCUGAGCUCCUCAAAGUGAACGCCACCAGGCUCCGCGAAGUUCUUACCAGCAGAACUAUAGACGCCAGGGGGGAUGUUGUUAGUACCCCCCUGGACUUGGAGCAGAGUCAGUACGCCAGAGAUGCCCUCGCUAAAGCCAUGUAUGAUAAGCACUUCAGUUGGCUGGUUUCCAGAUUGAACGCGUCUCUCGCGCCUAAAGACCAAGAUGCGAGAGCUUCAGUCAUCGGCAUUCUGGACAUCUAUGGAUUUGAAAUAUUCCCCAAGAACAGCUUCGAGCAAUUCUGCAUCAACUUCUGCAACGAGAAGCUGCAACAGCUGUUUAUCCAGCUGACCUUGAGGCAGGAACAGGAGGAGUACCUGCGGGAGGGCAUCGAGUGGGAGCCGGUGGAGUACUUCAACAACAUCAUCAUCUGCGACCUCAUCGAGGCUAGGCAUAAAGGUAUCAUCGCGAUCCUUGAUGAUGAGUGCCUAAGACCGGGAGACGCCACCGACGCGAGUUUCUUGGAGAGACUGUCUCAACAACUGGACGGCCACCCCCACUACAAGUCCCACCGUAAAGCUGACUCCAAGACCCAGAAACUGAUGGGGAGAGACGAAUUCUGCCUGAAACACUACGCCGGAGAAGUGACGUACAACGUGAACACUUUCCUGGAGAAGAACAACGACCUGCUGUUCCGGGACAUCCAGAGCCUCAUGGCCGGCAGCGGGAACAACAUAGUGGCCAGUUGUUUCAAGGACCUCAACUUAAGAAGCAAGAAGCGUCCAGAGACUGCCAUCACUCAAUUCAAGAACUCCCUGAACGACCUGAUCAAGAUCCUGAGCAGCAAGGAGCCUUCCUACAUCCGUUGCAUCAAACCCAACGAUUUUAAGGCACCCAUGCAAUUCGACGAGAAGCUGGUUUCUCACCAGGUCAAGUACCUCGGGCUGAUGGAGAACCUCAGGGUGAGGCGAGCUGGUUUCGCAUACAGACGUACUUAUGAAGCCUUCUUGGAGAGGUACAAAUGCCUGAGCUCGGACACGUGGCCCAACUACCGCGGCGCGCCGCGAGAUGGCGUCCAGGUGCUCGUCAACGCUCUCAAGUACGAGAGAGAAGAUUACAGGAUGGGCAACACGAAAAUCUUCAUUCGUUUCCCUAAAACUCUGUUCGAGACAGAAGACGCGUUCCAAACGAAGAAGAACGACAUCGCGACCAUCAUCCAGAGCCGAUGGAGAGGAUACUGGCAGAGGAAACAGUACCUUAAGAUGAGGGCCGCAGCUAUCAUAGUCCAGAAAUGGGUUCGAAGGUUCCUGGCGCAGAAGCUGAAAGAGAGGAGGAGAUGGGCGGCUGGAGUCAUCAGAUCUUUCAUCAAAGGUUUCAUCACCCGCAACGGGCCGGAGACGCCAGAAAACCGCCGGUUCCUGGGCAUCGCGAAGGUCCACUGGCUGAAGAGGCUGUCGAAGCAGCUCCCCACCAAGAUCCUGGACCUCUCGUGGCCCAUCUGUCCAGCUACCUGCCAAGAGGCAUCCAAGGAACUCCAACGCUUGCAUCGCGCGCAUCUAUCCCGGAAGUAUCGCCUGGCGCUGUCUCCGGAGAACAAGAAGCAGUUCGAGCUCAAAGUGCUGGCUGAGAGCAUCUUCAAGGGCAAGAAGAACAGUUACCCGAGCAGCAUCCGUGAACGGUUCGUGAGCGACCGCCUCACUCCUGAGCACCAGACCCUCAGGAACACCUUCAUGGCGUCGCCAUCAUGGCCGGCCGGGGAACAGCUCAUUUAUUCUUGCGAAGCCGUGAAAUACGACCGCCGCGGCUACAAGCCUCGCGAGCGCGCGCUUAUCGCUUCCGACAAAGCUCUCUACGUGCUAGACGCUUCCAGUCGCAAGACAUACAAGCUGAAGCACCGGCUUCCCUUGGAAAAGCUGAAGGUUGUGGUCACCAAUGAGUCGGAUAGCCUCAUCCUGGUCAAGAUACCGCAGGAACUGAAGAAAGACAAGGGUGACCUGAUCAUCUCCGUGUCUUACUUGGUGGAGGCACUGACUAUCGUCACGGACUACACCAAGAAACCUCAGCUCAUCGACAUCGUCGAUACUAGGACGAUCGCCCACAACAUGGUGAACGGCAAGCAGGCGGGCAGCAUCGAAGUCACCAACGGCCCGCAGCCCACCAUACACCGUGCCAAGAGCGGCAACCUGCUCGUGGUUGCUACUCCAUAAACGCAAUAUUGAGAAAAUACCAUUUGCGACCGACGAUAACGAAGCUACGUUUUGUAAAAUCAUUGUAUUAGAACUUUUCCAUUCUACCUACAUAUGUAAUUUAUUUGUAAUUUUUAAGCACAACGAGAUUGAAAAUUAUUGUGACACUUCAGAAUAUUGGCCAUAUUGAAAAUAAUAAUAGUAUUUUUUCUAGUUGUAAUAGAAAAUAUUCAAAUUGAUAAUUUUAAAAAUGAUUUUUAGUUUUAUAGGUACCCAAUGUUUAUUUCAUGUGUAUGAUUUUAUUUUUAUAACAUACUUUUAGUUUUAUAUUGUAAAGAUGUGAUAGUUUUACGUACAAAGUACUUAAUAUUUAUAUAUAUGCCAUAAAAAUCAUGAACGAAUUAUAAUAAAUAUCUUAUUAGUAACAUUGAUCAAGAAUUAAUUAACGUUUACCAUUUUUAUGCACUUGAUUUACGUUACAUAAAAGAUUAAUAUCGUAUCAUACAUAGUGCUUUAUGAUUUCCGUGCCAAAAAUCAAUAAAUAUUUAGGUAAAUGUUAAAAUUAACUACAUUACACUGGCUAUGUUCCCACAUGCACGGGCGUAUAAACAAAUCUUUCGGAAUCCUGGGAUAUAUGAAAAAGGUAAAGGGCUGUUCUUUACGAAAAAUUCCAAAUUUUGGGCAUCAUUCAUUCUGAGGUGGGCUAGCCCUCCCUUGCUACGCCCAGUACGAACUUGCCCGUGACAUCAGAUUAUUAUACGGACAGUCAACCAAGUAGUGGGGACGCUGCCUAACAACGUCUACCACUUGGUACGGAAUACAGAAUUAAAAAAUAACUUUCGUGUCAAGUAAACGAUAAUGUUAGCUGAAUCGAAGGUGCCUAUUGAUAGUAAUUUGUAGCUUAAGUAUGUCAUACUACACCUACAACAUAGUUAAUGCUAAGAUUUGAAGUAAAUUAACUUGACUUACAUACGAGAGUGAAAAGGAGACUUCAGAGGCGCGAUGCACUAUGCCUUAGAAGUUAGUCCAAUUAAUUUUUUACUAAGAAUCAAUAAGAGCCAACCCAUCUUCACAGGUUCGAAAGGAUCUUUAAACAUAGAUAUUUAAAAAAAAAAUAUUUUUGAAAUGAUUAGAAAUUCCUUCAACAAUAAGAAUCACCUUCAAUGUAUUAAAAAACCGAAGGUUUAAAAUAAACCUUAAGGAACCUAGGUUUAUGGCCAAAUUCUUAAAUACAGGCGAAUGUGUGCCUUAAUUUUAACGCCAGUUCCUUUGCAGUCAUUUUAUUAUUGAAUAAAUGUAUUUUGAUAUAU
Molecule: messenger RNA, 4706 nt
Organism: Amyelois transitella
Lineage: Eukaryota; Metazoa; Arthropoda; Insecta; Lepidoptera; Pyralidae
Gene: Myo61F
Product: unconventional myosin IC
Exons: 23
Coding region: 181-3417 (1078 amino acids)
Biological process (GO): vesicle transport along actin filament; actin filament organization
Cellular component (GO): actin cytoskeleton; cytoplasm; microvillus
Molecular function (GO): ATP binding; actin filament binding; microfilament motor activity
Source: RefSeq, a predicted model, not a curated record